AGUCCGAUAAUGAUAAUUACAUUGAAUAUUUACAAUAUCUAGCUUCACAGCCCUUUGAAUCAGGUUACUCUUUUGAAGAAUUUACUAACCCCUUCGCAAUGGAAGCUGGUGGGAGCAAGAAGGAUGAGGAGGAUGCUGAUGCUACAAAUAUUAUUGCCGUCGGGACAAUAGAAUCUAAACCCGAAUGGCUGAUGGAAUACCCACAACUCAAACAAUUAUCUGAACACAUAUAUUCUCAAUUAACAUUAAGGAUGCAAAGAUAAUAACUGUCUCCAACUAAAAUAACUACUGCAUGAGCUGAUAGCUGACAUGACAGUGCUCGGAUUGUCAGCAACACUACAAUUGCAUUGAAGAUAAAAAAUAAAUUGCUUCAACAAACACAAAAUGCAGGUAAAAUAGGCACAGACCUUUUAUUUCUUUCAGAUUCUUUAUGUGACAAAACUCAUAAAAUGGCCAUAUUUCAAUGUCAGUAAAUAUACCUGAAUCUCUUGAAACUGUCAUCUAAAAUGCACCAAGAUCAAUCAAGAUUUUUCCAAAAGCAAUUCAGUAUACUCUUCAAUUUAUUAGUUAGUGAAAAUAAUAUAACUGUGAUAUACAGUAGAAUUUGGUAUAAAAAUGACUUUCAUAUAGAAAAUAUAUUAUGAUCAAUCAUCAUGUUUAUAUCUUAAAUGAUUAUAUGGCGGCUGAUGGAGUAGAAAUAUAUAUAAUGCACUAUUACUAACCAUGUUCACCUGCCAAAUGAUUAGAUUAAUGGACUAAUAUAAAUGCAUUAAAAACAAAUAUAAAACAGACAAACAAAUAUCCCUACUGCAUUAUGAAGCGAGGAGCAAUUAUAUUAAAUCAAAUUUAAAACACUAAGAUCGUAGAUGCUUAGGAUGGUAAGGACAUAAGAAAACAAUAGCAAGUACCAAAAACUGCAUCUGGAGAAGAUUGCGUGCAUAUUUGCUCCUAGAGGGGAAUCAAUUCCAUAGACCCACAUGGGAAUCCUUUAACCAAUCCAUAUGAUUGUGGCAAUGAUGAAUAGAUCAUUAGAACUAGUUUUAUUUUCUUUGAUGUAAAUCUGAACCAGUUCAGUUUUGUAAGAACAAUUCAGAGUAGAUCUAGUGGUUGUGUGAAGGUAGAUUUUCUGCAAUUAUGAGCAAUAAUGCCAAUAAAAUAUUGCAUUUGUUAAUAAAAGAAACGCAAAAAGGUAGUUGAAUUGUGUCUCCCAGCUCCUAUAAAUUCUCAUACAACUGAAGCAUCAUGGCACAAUCAUAGUCCUUACCUCCAUCAGCAUUAGUCUGAGCCACCACGAGAAGCAUGGAUUCGAAGAGGCCCAACAAGAUCACAGAGGUGGUGAGGCUCCAACAGAUGCUGAAGAAAUGGAAGAAGCUGACAGUUUCUCCCACUGGCAGCAGCUGCAGUAGCAGACAGAAAAGCAUCAAAUUCCUGAAGAGGAACCUCUCCUUCUCCAGCAGCGGCAACAGCAACAUAAUGAGAGGGUGCAUUGCUGUGUGUGUGGGAGAGGAGAUGCAGAGGUUUGUGAUCCCAACUGAAUAUUUGAGCCACAGGGCGUUUGAGAUUCUGCUGAGGGAAGCAGAGGAUGAGUUUGGGUUUGAGCAGGAAGGUGUACUGAGAAUUCCAUGUAAGGUAUCUGUGUUUGAGAGCAUAGUGAGGGUUGUAGAGGAGAAUAAAGAAGAGUUUUGCUACUAAUGUGCAAUAGGAAACCUAUCUUCUUGUUUCUGUGAUAAGAAUGUGGAUGCAAGGUGAGGGAUGACACUUCUCCCCCCAAAAAUCUAUGUUCUAGUCCUGUGUUUUCUUUCUUUAUUUCUGAUUAUGAGUGGACUUGGAAAAUUGCAAUCUUUCGACAUACUUCUAAUUUAUAAAUCUUUCUUCUCUAUUAUACAAAGAACACUGCAUGAGCAAUGAAACAACUGAGGAAAUAUUCUCCAAUAGCUACAAAAAUCUCAAAAUCUUCAAUGUGUCUUCUAAAUAUAAAAUAAAUUAUGAAUCCCAAUCUUAUGUGUUUUGAAAACCUAUUGAAACUACAACAAGAAUUCCAACUAGCACUAUUGACUGAACUCUUUCAACCUUUACCUUAUCCUCUUGACCUUUAUAUGACCUUCUAUAGACUGGGUAUUGAUUUUGAAUUAGAGU
Zingiber officinale is the source of this 2136-nucleotide messenger RNA. Its product is annotated as auxin-induced protein 6B-like. The record is from RefSeq and is a predicted model, not a curated record. The coding region runs from base 1300 to 1692 and encodes 130 amino acids. Lineage: Eukaryota; Viridiplantae; Streptophyta; Magnoliopsida; Zingiberales; Zingiberaceae. Gene Ontology annotation, biological process: response to auxin. The transcript has a single exon.